CUUUUACCUGAUUUAUAAUUUUGUAUACGGAGGAGGCUCAAUCAAAUGUGAUUUUUAUUGCAGAUUCCAUUACGUUUCAUGGUGCCAAUCUCGUAUUGAUCGAUCGGAUUAUAAACCAAAAUUCAAAACCAGAGAUUUAAAUUAAUUUUCGUGUACUCUCUAUCACCUCUUAUUAACCUGUUGUCUCCUGUACUAAUUGAUCAAGUUUAGCAUGGCAGACUUGCCUCGUUAUUUGAUAGCUUGCUUGCAAACUGGGAAACUGGCUUUGUUAGCAAUUCUGGUGUCAGGAGGCAUUGUGUUGCAGAUACUGGCAUGUGCUUUGUACAACAAUUGGUGGCCAAUGUUAACAGUACUAAUGUAUGUUGUUCUACCUAUGCCUCUGAUUUUCUUUGCUGGGUCAGAUACUUCCUCUCUUUUCUCCCAAUCAGCAAUAACAGUUGGGUAGACGCGACAAAGUUCAUGACUGGAGCUUCAGUUGUUGGUAGCAUUGCUAUACCAAUUAUCUUAAAGCAUGCUGGUGUAAUAGGUUGGGGAGCCAUGGCAAUGGAACUAUCAUCCUUUUUGGUACUUGUCAUGGCCAUUUUGUGUUACCUUGGAACAAACGAUGACGAUGGGUACAGUAUGUUCUGAAGUACAGAACCUUUAUUUGUGAUAAGGUGGUUUGUUUUAGCAGUGAGUGUUGUUUGCUUGAGCAUGUGCUUCUGUGAUUGUGAUUGGGAUUUAUAUAUGCAGGAAAUAUGUUAACAUACAUAGCUGACAUUUGUUAUCAGAUGAAUGUUGAAUUGGGAUAAUCGAAAUUGGUUUAUAGAAAGAAAGCUAAUAGCAAUUGUUAUAUCUUGAUAUUCA
Messenger RNA from Olea europaea var. sylvestris, 846 nucleotides. Its product is annotated as vacuolar protein sorting-associated protein 55 homolog. Bases 212 to 445 code for a protein of 77 amino acids. Lineage: Eukaryota; Viridiplantae; Streptophyta; Magnoliopsida; Lamiales; Oleaceae. Gene Ontology annotation, cellular component: endosome. Gene Ontology annotation, biological process: late endosome to vacuole transport via multivesicular body sorting pathway. The record is from RefSeq and is a predicted model, not a curated record. The transcript is spliced from 5 exons.